Molecule: messenger RNA, 813 nt
Organism: Cottoperca gobio
Lineage: Eukaryota; Metazoa; Chordata; Actinopteri; Perciformes; Bovichtidae
Gene: ptges3l
Product: prostaglandin E synthase 3 like
Biological process (GO): chaperone-mediated protein complex assembly; protein folding
Cellular component (GO): nucleus; cytosol
Molecular function (GO): protein-folding chaperone binding; Hsp90 protein binding
Source: RefSeq, a predicted model, not a curated record
CUGCAUUAAAAGCCUAUAGUCGAACGAACAAGCCGCAUGCUGUGUACCUUCUGGCAGUCAAAGGAAUAAGAAAGUAGUUUCUGUUGUAGAGCUGCGCAAGAAUUAGAAUGAACAAACCUAAAAUUGUGAGACCAGAGGAGAGCCAGCCAGCACGUGCGGUGUGGUUUGACAGAAAGAAAUAUGUCACCAUCAACUUCAUGGUUCAGAGACCUAAAAAUGUCCAGGUUGAUAUCCAGCCAGACAAAAUGAUUUUAUGCUGCAGAAAUGACACAGAUGAUAUUUUCUACAACGAGUUCAACUUCUUCGACAAAGUUGAAAUCAAUGACUCCAGAGAAAGAGUCUAUGACCGCACCAUCAACAUCUUACUGAGGAAGCUGAAGCCGGAUGUUGCAUGGCCUUACCUCCAGAAGGAUUCAGCAAAGCCCAACUGGAUUGCUGUAGACUUUGAUAACUGGAGGGACUGGGCGAAUGAAGAAAACGAUGGGAAGGAAGAAUUUGAUAGAUACAUGGAUAUGAUGCAAGAAAUGUCCUCCAGUAAUAAAGGCGAAGCACCAGACAUGGGGGAUCUUAGUGAUUCUGACUGAGACUCACAGAAGUCUCCUGUGGUGGAGGCCACGUUAUCUUUACAUGAUACUGAAGAACAUGUUGCAUGAAGCGUGUAAUAUUAUAUUUGCAUUUGAUUUGAUAUGUUAUUGUCCAAAAUGCUGUUCUUAUAUAUAUUUGAUAUUUUCUAUGGGAUUAUUUAUUGGCGUAUUGUUGUCCAGUGUGCGCUGAAAUAUCAUUGUCAAUUUUAAUAAAAAGAAGUGUAUCAAC